Molecule: messenger RNA, 985 nt
Organism: Drosophila melanogaster (fruit fly)
Lineage: Eukaryota; Metazoa; Arthropoda; Insecta; Diptera; Drosophilidae
Exons: 3
Coding region: 675-890 (71 amino acids)
Source: RefSeq, marked reviewed
AUUUACUCCAAGCUAAAUUGUUGUUUUCAAAAGAAAUGAAUUUCUUUCCACUCCUUUCAGAAUUCAAGAAUAAAUAUUGAAGCAAUAUGGCUUCCCUUGUUCAAACCGAUCAAUCAUAUGAAAAAUGAUGUUCAUCACCUGGAAGGCCUGCUAAUCUACAACCAAUUUUCAACUCUCGCUGAUUGAAACGCAAACCUCUUGUUGAACUCAAAAAUCCGUUGAUUGAUGGCCGCAUUGUUCGGUUUUGUCAGUUGCGCCAUGGCCAUGCAAAAGCGUUUGUCUGGGCACCCAGAAUGGAUUCGGAUUACACCUGGACUUGGAACUCUGGACCGAAGACUGCGCAGAGCAAACAGAUUAUUUUCAUAAAUUAGACUUUAUUAAUGAUUAAGAAGACAGCUUUCGAGACGGGAUAGCCAAGAAAAGUUGAAGGACAACGGGUGCGCCUGCCAAACGGGGUUGGGCUGGUAUAUCCUUAAAGGAUGCGGCUGAGGGCCUUCGAAACUGGACAGUGGUCAGCGCAUUGGUCAGUCACGCACGUAAUUUUGGUAUUACCCCUUCGGGACGAUAGCUAGCAACGGGAUAGGCAGAGUUCAGAGGUCACCACCGUACUUUUUCCCGUUUCUUCUCACAGUCCGAGUAGCAGGAAACUUAAGACGUUUUCACGUUGAAUUCUAAUGAUUUUUGUAUUCAAAUGCGGAUUGCUCCAACCAGUUUGGGCAGUUCCAAUACCACCCAAGGGAGUGUCCACUGAAUGGCAAGGCGCGCAUCCUGCUGACGGCAGGAUUGGCCCAUCGUCCAUCGGUCAAGCUGUGUGCGAAUCAUAUCCAAAAUGGCUAGUGUUCCAUGUUCGGAUUUCGCUUUUAUUACUGCCAACUCUUUUUGUUCGGUAGCCUCGACAAAGGGGUCAAUUCGAAAGGGCAACAGUUGAUGUUCAGGGCGCAUGAGUUGCGUCCUGAAAUUGGGUGGCCAUUUUGUAGAGAACAUC